UGCAUGCUGCCGUCAUUGCAAUUAUUGAAGCUGUGAAGAAGGGCAUCGCAGAGGAGACUCUUAUAACUCUGAAGGAUCCAAAAGCCGUUUUAACCUCUGUGGAUGAUAGGCUGGCCGACAAUUACCAAAAGGAACUUUGGGAAGCCAAGCAGAAAAAGGAAGAGGAGAGUAUCCUUCUGUCUGAAGAGGAGGAACUCCUGACCCAAGUAGACAUCCAAGGGAGCAUCGAUAAAGUCAACAGGUUUUCCGCUAUCGAAGAAAUCAAUGCUGUGAUUCGAGAAGGUCAUCCCAGUGACACCAUGACUGCACUCAUGAAACCUGAGGCCCAGCUCCCUCCCGUUCUUCCAUUCGCUGCCGUUAUGUAUCAGAAUGAGCUGUUCAACCUUCAGAAAGAGAAUUCUCUGCACUACCUUUCCCCCGAGGAGGUGUCCACAACUGUCGAGAUGGUGUCAGGUGUUGCUUUGCUUAACCAAGCUUUGGAAACUGAGGACCUUUUGUUGACACAGGAGCGUCUCAGAAAUCCUUCAGUAGAUUUCCAUGACCUGCAUGAAGACCACCUGGAACG
Molecule: messenger RNA, 565 nt
Organism: Gracilinanus agilis (Agile Gracile Mouse Opossum)
Lineage: Eukaryota; Metazoa; Chordata; Mammalia; Didelphimorphia; Didelphidae
Product: ras GTPase-activating-like protein IQGAP2
Exons: 4
Biological process (GO): regulation of actin cytoskeleton organization
Cellular component (GO): cytoplasm
Molecular function (GO): calmodulin binding; actin filament binding; GTPase activator activity
Source: RefSeq, a predicted model, not a curated record